Cutaneotrichosporon cavernicola is the source of this 309-nucleotide messenger RNA. RefSeq lists its product as uncharacterized. The coding region runs from base 1 to 309 and encodes 102 amino acids. The transcript has 5 exons. The record is from RefSeq and is a predicted model, not a curated record. Lineage: Eukaryota; Fungi; Basidiomycota; Tremellomycetes; Trichosporonales; Trichosporonaceae.
AUGCUUGCAAACGCACUCGUCGUCCUCGCAUCCAUCGCUCUCCUGCAUGCCGCUUUCUCGGCUUAUGAGUACUUGAGCGCGCUCAAAGCACUCGGACAACCCAGUGCAGCGUUGCCAAACAGCAUCAUCGCAGAGGCCGUCGUUUCCCUUCUCAUCUUCAUUCCGGCUAUUGCGCUCGCCUACCCUCCCCUCCAGGACGUGACCUACCGCGGCGAACUGGCAAAGCGCACACCCGACGACAUGGACGCGCGCAUGGGCUUUAUGCGCUUCAGCGCACGCGGCGCGGCCCUCUUCGGCGAUCGCUCAUAG